AUGGCACUGCUGGAAGCUUUCGUGGCCAAAGAGGUCCUGGAGGCCUUCUGCAUCCUGGGAAUCGUCGUGACCAGCGUAGUGGGAGCACUCCGGGCCUACGUUCGCAUUGCGAAGCAAGGACGACUCCAUGAAGACGACCUGGCCCUGUUCUUUGGGCUGGCACUGUAUAUCACGCUUUGCGCAUUGUACAUUGCAGACAUCCCAUACCUGUACUCGGUCAUGGGCUGGCUAUCAGGACACACUCAACUGAGCCAGAAGAUUGUGGCCGAUUACACUCAAAUGAUGAGGUACAACUAUGCGGUGACGAUGUUUUUCUGGGCAGUACUCUGGUCGGUCAAAAUCAGCUUGCUGCUCUUCUUUCGACGGGUGAUCCUCAACACCAACUUCAUCCGGGCAUGGUGGGUCAUCUUGGCGUUCACCAUCUUGACCUUCAUCGGCUGCGUGAUAUCCCAGUUCACCUCUUGCGACUCAAUCCACGACUUCACCAGGCUUGGAGCAUGUUCAUCGCCACGCAAUCAGAGGGCACAGAUCAUCAGCCUUUACUACUCCUUUGCGGUUGAUGUCUUGACUGAUAUCCUGAUCAUGGCUUUCCCCCUUCGCAUCCUCAUGACUUUGAAGAUGUCAGUCAGAGACAAGUGGGUCCUAGCUUGUCUAUUCAGCGUCACCAUCAUUGCUAUCGUUGUGUCCAUUCUUCGUGUCUUCUUCAUCUAUGCAAAGACGGGCAACAGUACUCCCAGCCCACCUUGGCUAGGCUUUUGGGCUGUCGUCGAAUGCAUGGUUUCCAUUAUCGUUGGAUGCAUUCCUGCCAUAUCCCAAAUCUUCCGGACAUCAGGCCCGAACUCCUCACAGUACUACAAAAGUGGCAGUGGCAGUGGUAGCGGGAGCCGAUCGAACCCUCGGCAGCGUAGCUACGACCCGGGUGUAUACUCAGGAUCAGGUUCAGCAAAGACAACUGUCGAGACUUCAGCCAAAGGCUCCCCGUCUUCUGAGAGCUCACGGGAGCUGCAUCCGGGUCCGCAUCGAAUACAGUCUCGAACUGAAAUUAUCAUAACCGACGAGGACGCUGACUAUGACGAUCUGGAGUUGCGUGAGCUUUACCAUGGCAGGAGAAGAGGCACAGCGACCUGA
Messenger RNA from Zasmidium cellare ATCC 36951, 1128 nucleotides. RefSeq lists its product as uncharacterized. The transcript has 5 exons. NCBI's taxonomy places the organism in Eukaryota, Fungi, Ascomycota, Dothideomycetes, Mycosphaerellales, Mycosphaerellaceae. The coding region runs from base 1 to 1128 and encodes 375 amino acids. The record is from RefSeq and is a predicted model, not a curated record.